AGGAGAGACGGGUGGGCAGGCUGCUCACCGUAAACGAUAGUUGUCGGAUAGAGUCUUGAAGACCUAAUGAAACUGGCUGAAUUGUUUGCAGCGAUUAAAGAGCUCCGCGUGCUUUGCAUCUCUCGGAUCCUUGGAAGGAGAAACCGCAGCAGCACGCAGAUAAAGAACAGUUAAAAAAAAAAAAAGAAGAGGACUUUAAUUUUUUGUAAUUUUUUUUUCUCCACUCAUUUUUCUGCAGUAAGCCUUUUCACGGCAGCAGCAACUCUUUCCACGCGGACAGGACCGUUUCAUGCCAGGUGGAAGACCGACCUCUCUCUUGGAACCCAUACCGGCCUCACACUCUCCUCUGGCGGGCUCAGAAGCAGCAGUUCCCGGCAUUUGCUGGGAUGUUUGAGUCGCGUUGUUUGGUGGGGUGAAGGGACCGAGAGAGUGGCCGGAGAGACCGAAGGGACGGAGGCCGAGAGAGGAGCCGAGAGCAUGGCUCUGAUAGUGCUGUCUCUCUGGGUGCUAACGAGUCUCACCUGGGCGGACGUGAUCCCGGUGUCAGCCAACAGGCACUCCGUUUACUGGAACAGCUCCAACAUACAUCUGCGUAGGGAGGGCUACACUAUGCAGGUGAACGUCAACGACUACCUGGACAUCUACUGCCCUCAUUACAAUGACAGCCAGCGCAUGGUGGGCACCAGCGAGCAGUACAUCCUCUACAUGGUCAGUUACCGCGGAUACAGGAACUGCGACCCCCAGCUGGGCUUCAAGAGGUGGGAGUGUAACCGGCCCCACGCCCCCCACGCACCCAUCAAGUUCUCCGAGAAGUUCCAGCGCUACAGCGCCUUCUCGCUGGGAUACGAGUUCCACGUUGGUCAGGAGUACUACUAUAUCUCCACACCCACCCACCAUCACGGCCGCAGCUGUCUGAGACUACGAGUAUACGUCUGCUGCUCCACGGCCUCUGACGUGGAUGAUGAGCCAGAGCCUACAGAACCAGACUACACGCUUAGACCAGGCCUAAAACUUGAUGAUAUUGAUGAAUUUAACCCUUUCGUUCCCAAACUGGAGAAGAGUGUCAGCGGAAGCAGCCCGUCCAGGGAUCGCCUUCUCCUCACCGUGACGAUGCUCCUUCUGGCCGCUCUCUUCAUCUCCUAGCAACGGCCAUCCCAUCAGUGUCACCAUGCCAACUAGCCUUGGGAGGGUGUACAGUAUCAGCGGGUGGGAGAGUCGAGGGAGGAGCGGGGAGUCAGGAGAGAGAGGAGAGUUACGAAACCACAAAUAGAGCAGAGGAGCAAGAAAUGAGAGUUUUUAAGCAUUGUGUGUGUGUGUGUGUGUGUGUGUGUGUGUGUGUGUGUGUGUGUGUGUGUGUGUGUGUGUGUGUGUGUGUGUGUGUGUGUGUGUGUGUGUGUGUGUGUGUGUGUGUGUGUGUGUGUGUGUGUGUGUGUGUGUGUGUGUGUGUGUGUGUGUGUGUGUGUGUGUCUGAACAAGCCACAGGUUGAGCUUGUUGAAUCAUGCACAUCACACAAAGCAUUUAUACACCAGGAAAGGCCGGGCAGAAUUCCUAGUAAAAAAGCAUCAAAUCCACCCAACCAAUUGAAAACCAUUUGAAGACUUUCCCCUGGAUGUGAUUGGCUGAAACACUUCCUUAGGGCUAGUUGCCAUAGUUUCUUGCAACAAGAAUUAAACUGAACUGAAAUGAACUGAAUCAGAUAGAUUUAAUGAGAACUGAACUGAAAUGAACUGAAUCAGAUAGAUUUAAAGAGAACUGAACUGAAAUUGCCUUUUUUUUGUUGUUGAUGUUGAUGCUGGAAACUUUUCCCAGUCCACGAAAGAAAAAGGAACCAGCUGAUGAACUGAGCAGGUCCUGUGUAGGAGACUAGUCAAAGUAGCUGAUAGUUCAUAAACACACCCUGGGACUCCAGACGCCAUGUGUUUUAGUUGUCAUCUCCGGUCUGUCUGCCGUGUCAUCAUGUGUUCACUAUCAGCACGUCUCUAUUGAAGGCAGCAGGGUCGGAUGGGUCCUGGGGAAACACAGAGCAUUUAAACAAUGAAGCAUUCACUCAAACAAAACGAGGGAUUUACUGUAGAUGUGCCAUUGACACCGAAACUGCAAGGGGGAUUGUUGAUGUUAUAAGUUUGCUGUGUCACUUUUCUGUCCAGUAUUUGAAGUACCUCUGUAAGUCCUCCUUCAUCUCCGAAGUUAAAGAAGCACACGAUCAGCCAUGGAAGGACACAGCAAUACUGCCCUCUUCUCUACACACUGCAGGCUGUUUGGAGGAGAGCAGGGAGGAAGGAGCAAGGACAGUCACUCACACAAAUGUCUAUGAGCAGGUCCAGUCCUGGACAAUAAGAAGCCUUCCUCUGAUCAAUGUGGAGCAGCAGCCCGCUCUACCAAUGCCAUCUCUGUAACCCAUUCGUCAGAUGCCACAUGUAAACGGUUUUCUGUUACUGUUCGAUUGCUAAGUGUGCCUGAAAGAGAAAACGUAUGUCUGAGUGUGCCACAUGUGUGUUUGAGAUUGAGAGAGACUAUUUUAAAUGGUACUAAUGGACAGAAAAUACAUCCACAUUAUGUACAUCGUAUACGUAUGAAAAUGCAAACAUAAAAUAAAAAUAAAACCCAAACUAAAGCAACAAGUAAUAUACAUAAAACCAAGUGCUUUGGUGGGGAGUUGCGGCCAUUCAAAACUCAAACAACUGUACCAGUCGGUUGCUUCAGAAUAGUUUCCAUAGCAACUAGCACCUUAUUCACCAUGGUUACCCCACCCUGCCAACGAUGGAUUCUAGUAGGGCAUGGCUUACCAUAGUAGCUGAUUCAAAACGAUGAUGAUGGUGAAGAUGAUUUUAGUGAUAAUGAAGACCUUGAUGGACUGCGAGCUGAACGCUGGCCCACCGGGUCACGCAGCAGCUCACCCACCGGCAUGUGAGGCGUUUAAGUACUCGUGUAAAUGUCACAACGGACAAAGAAUGGAAUAACAAUGUCUUUACAUUUGCCAAGGUGAAAUGUAUUGUAAGCAGUUUUACAAACUUGAAGCUCAGUUUCCUUGUGGUUGUUUUUUUAAAUCUUGUUUUUUUUUUAUCGCUGUGGUGAACUUUUUGUUGUCUUGAGGGGGGGAUGGGGGUGAGCCAUAUGUAAACCUGGGCUGCACUGUGUGAAUCUCUCAGUCGACUUCAAGGUUAAGCUAUUUUGGGUUAGUAUGAUUUCCAGAAAUAUUAAUAUAUUAACAAAUCAUUCACCAAUCAUACACAAUAGGAGAAUGUAGUAUAAUUAAAACUGUUAUUAAAUGUUUCCUGUUACACUAGAGGAAACUUUUUGAAAUCUGAGAAACAAUAACCCUACUGACGUGGGUUGGUUGGUUGGCACUGUAGUUAAUUUCAACGAAAGGGAUAAAUAUACUUCUUGAACAAAUCAAAUUACCCACUAACGCUGAAUGAGAACUGGAAAAACUUAAGAAGUCUGAAAUCAUAGCAGAUAUUGUUUGGUAGAAUUUCAAUGUUUUGCUUAAUGUUCCCCUGGUCAGAUUUGUGUCGGGGUUAAGUCUACCAGGUAGGGAACCACUGAUAAAGUUAUAUUUACAUCAGUGUGCUAGUAGUUCCCAAUGGUUUGUGACAGUUACCGAGAUUAUUUUCUCUUUGGAGAGCUCACAUUUUUGCAGCUUCAUUGAGAACAUUACAUUAGUGUGUUAACAAACCCAGGUGUAUAUAUGGCUCGUGAUGGGAGGGUGAAGAAGGAAGGGUUUUGGGUGCUGGUGUGGAGGGAGAGGGUUACAAACUCUUCAAGAAGUUGCACUUAAGAACUUAGACACGAGAAUAAGAAAGUGUGUGUCUGUAUGAGUGGAUGUGUGUGUGUGAGAAAGACUUUCUGUUCAUCACUUCAUGUCUGUGUGCAGGAGCUUUAGCAUCAGAGGCUGUCUGUGUUUGUGUGUGCUGGUGCCAUUGUGUACAUGUGUGUGUGAGUAAUUGAAUGGGUGAGCAACAGUCUCUUUGUUUCUGCUCUUCCCAUGUGUGUUUCAGUGAGAGUGAGUGUGUGACCGAAUGUUGUCUGGCAAAAGAAAAAAAAGCAUUUACUAGUGUUGGCAACAACAAUUACAAUCAUGUUUACCUUUCGACUGGAAUGACUUUAAAUAAACUUGAAAAUAAAAUGUAAAAUGAACAAACCAUAACAGAGGUUAUAACAAUGAUCAUGAUAACAAAAUAAUAAGCUUACAAAUCUUACUUU
Messenger RNA from Eleginops maclovinus (Patagonian blennie), 4204 nucleotides. It is a transcript of the gene efna3b, whose product is annotated as ephrin-A3b. Gene Ontology annotation, molecular function: ephrin receptor binding. Gene Ontology annotation, cellular component: plasma membrane. The record is from RefSeq and is a predicted model, not a curated record. Gene Ontology annotation, biological process: axon guidance; ephrin receptor signaling pathway. NCBI's taxonomy places the organism in Eukaryota, Metazoa, Chordata, Actinopteri, Perciformes, Eleginopidae. Bases 478 to 1143 code for a protein of 221 amino acids. The transcript has 6 exons.